Messenger RNA from Drosophila eugracilis, 3087 nucleotides. RefSeq lists its product as uncharacterized. The transcript is spliced from 3 exons. NCBI's taxonomy places the organism in Eukaryota, Metazoa, Arthropoda, Insecta, Diptera, Drosophilidae. Gene Ontology annotation, biological process: axon guidance. Bases 1710 to 2957 code for a protein of 415 amino acids. The record is from RefSeq and is a predicted model, not a curated record.
UGAUUUGCUAGAUUUAGCUGAGCUAAUACACUUCGAAAAAAAACAUAAUGCUAGCUUUUGCUUAAGGUAAUAAGUUUGGAAACUCAUCUAAAAGACACUAACAUAGUUUAAGGGUUUAUUUUAAUAAUAUAAAAAAUAUAAAAUAUUCUUAAAAUUUGUUAACCGCAAAAUGAACUUUUAAUAGCAUUUAACAUUUUUGAGUUACAAUUAAAAGAAGGAAAGUAAUAAAAAAACUCAAUAAAUCUUCUCUAAAUCUUCAGACGUUUAGGAAUGUCUUAUUUUUUUAUAAAAAUUUAGUUAAUAAUUUUAAUUCUAAGUGUCAACUUUGCCUCCGGAUCCAUCCAAUGACGUUGUCUUAGUUUAUUUCAUUUUUGUUUUUUUUUACUGGCAUCUUCACGUCAGAAGCAGUUUAUGCCAGACAUAGCUCAAUCUGAAUCUGAAUCUGCCUCUGUAUCUCAAUCUGAGCAUCUGCCUAGGCUUGGUCUUUCAGUCAGUCAGUCAGUCAGUUAGUCAACUAGUCACUUAGUCACUUAGUCAGUUCAUUCAUUCGGUUUUGUUUGCCAACAGUCUCUGCCUUUUGGAGCGAUAUUUUGCGGUCGCAGUCAGCGUAGCGCUGUCAACGCUGGCGGCAGUUAACUUCUCGCUGUUAACGUGGCUAUAAUUGCAAGACGCAAGAAAGCAGUUUUAAUUGUUGUAAACAAGCGCGCGAGUUCGGUUCAUUUGGCAAAACAAAAACAAACGUCGAAAAGUACUCCGCGAGUUGUAAUUGUUGAUAAAGGUCGUGAAAAUUAAGUGAAAAAUUAACAAAAAAAAACUAUUGGCGCCAAGUACUUUUUUGUUAAUCAUUAAGUGAUUUAGUAAAGAUCUAUAAACUAGUUAAGGAAAAUGAUUUAUAGACUUUGUCUAUAAGAAAGUGACUCAAGAACUUAUAGGAUUUACACCCCUACAUUAAGUAAUCCCCUUGAAAAAUAAAAUGAAAAUUGGCAGGUUACACGUGCAUUGCCUUGGGCUUUAUGGACUAUAUGCACUUCACGUGUAAUUGCGAAUUAGCCAAGCAAAUAUGAGGCGAUUUUACAGCCUCGAAAGUGCCAGAGAUUAAACGAAACAGAGCAGAGAUGUGAUCUCUGGUAUGACAAAUGUUUUCCCUCAUUUCCACUUGGCAAAUCAAUAAAAAAUUAACUCACACCGACAUGGACAGCCGAAGGAGAUGCAUGUGUUUAUUGCUAAGAUAAAUUCCCCCAAGUCAGCAAAUCAGCAAACAGUAAAUAAAUAUAUAUAUAGUAAGGAGGAGGAUAGCUUUAAUACCAACGAUCAAUAUUUGUACAACAAAUCAGCAAUGAGAGCGGGCUGGCAGAGCAGCGGCAUACUAUUUUCAACGAAAACCGUACGAGAUGCGUGAGGCGAAUUAACACCGAUGCGUUAACACAAUUAGUUGAAAAGUGAAAAACGACAUAAAGUAUGGUAGUAAAAGAAGAUUAAAUACAAAAACAAAAAAAUAUAUAAUACAAAAUCUAUAUGCCAUUCGGGAGUGCCGAGAAAAAGCGGGCCAGCAAAUUUGCAACUUUACACUCGACGGGCGUUUUUAGUCGCGCCAUGAAGCUCCAGCAUCGCGGCUGAGUUUAAGAAGCAAACUAAAAAAGAAACACAUGUGCUUAAAGUGAUAAAUAAUAUUUAACAAAACAAAAAACAACAAAAAAAAUAUAUAAACUAUGUCUGAUUUAUUGAAAGCUUUGAAUAUCACGGGCAACCUGCUGGCAGGCCUCGAAGAUACUGGCAACCUAACGAUUGCAACUGCAACGGCAACUUCAACGUCCACAACUCUUAGUGAAGGCCUCAAUGGCACGGCAACUACUUUAGAGGCCAAUAGUGGCGAAAAACUUGAUCUUGGCGGUUUCGAUUUGCCUGGGAACUAUUCCAUAUUGAUUAAUAAACUGGAACAGCUAGCCUUGGGCUUGGACUCGGCCUUGGGUAAUUUCACCAUCGAUCGCCAGGAGGUUGAGAUCAAUUUGAGUGGUGCUGCCUCAGCGAAUGAGGUAGCUGAUGCUGCCGAGGAUCUUUUUGAUUCAUUGCCAGCUGCUAGGGCUCCUACGCCACAUAUAGCUCAUGGAUCGAGGAUAUAUACGGGUGAUGAUGGCCAGGACUUUGCUCAUGUGGUCAGCGAUAUUUGGAUAGGGGUUAUACUUACCCUGCUUAUUGUCUUUGUGAUAUUCUUUAUAUGCGCUUGCUUUGUCUACCACAAGUUUCAGCAGUGGAAGAAUUCAUACCGUGCCAAUCACAGUGAUCCCACGAUUGAGAUUUGCCGUCGCUGUCCGCCAGACUACGAGGCCGAGUCACUGCCCUCGUAUACGAUUGUGUCCGGCUUGCCAACCUAUGACGAUGCUUUGGAAGAGUUCCGAAAGGCUGGAAUUAUUCUGACCCCCGCUGUGGUGCCCAUCAUCAAGAUAUUCGAGUGCAAUGAGACUGGCAAGGAGCAGGCAGUGGGUUACAGCCUAGUGGAGACGAAUAUAUCGAAUGCAGAUGCUGGGGCAGAUAAUGUGUCGAUAGCCUCGAUAGCCACAUGUAGUUGUGGGAACUCCUCGCCCACCUCAUCGCUGCCCAGUUAUAGUGCCGCCACAGCAGCAGCUGCUCCUCCACAGGUUAUUGAAUUGUCACCGGAACACCUGGCCUCCUUGUCCCAGAAACGUCUGUCCCUGCAGAUCUCAUUCAAUAAUUCAGUGCGCCGGCAAUCGCCGUUAAGAAAUCAUCUACUCAGAUCUAGGGCGGUGGGUAAUACUGCUGGAUUGGGUCCAUCGGAGGCGAUGGGUCCUGUUGGCGUUCACGGGUCAGGAUCACAUGGCAAUGGAGCCACCAUCCUGCCCGUUCUGCAUCGCUCCUCCUCGACAAUUUCACUGUCCAAUGAACGUCAGUUGCUGGAUCAACGCCUCAGGCACUUGCAUCAUCGCGGUUCCCUCUACUGAGAACUGAGAAUUGAGCAUCUCAACUGCCCGACUCUAUUCCUUCCUAAAGUGUAUUCCUUACGUUAUUCAAAACCCAAAUGUUGUUAGUUUUAAGGCACAGACACAAUAAAUAUACGUUAUUAUUUUAUGA